AUGACAAAAGAUUUGAUAGGAAAGGUGGGGGAUAAAACAGUUUCUUAUAUCAAUUCAGAGAUAGAACCACAUAUCAAGCUGUCAAUGAGCUUGGCAGCUGACAUUAAUAAUGGAGUAAUUGGAGAAAAACCGAAACUUGUUUAUUUGUAUGAGAAAUACAAGAUUUUUAAAUCGUCUGGAUUGGGAGUUUUCUAUCCUGAUCAAUUGUAUACCUAUACCUUGACUGGUUAUCCACCAAAUACAAUACUGACCUAUUUAGAGAAACUAAACGAGGGAAUAAUCUUUUGGAAUGUUAACGAAACAGAUGGAAGCACAACUAGUGUUUUUAGAAAUGAUUCUUCUACCUAUCAUGUUACAGAACAACCUUACUGGAAUCAGAGUUUACAACUAUUUGAGGAAUUACAAACAAAUGUAAUCAUUGGUGAACCAUAUUUGGUGGUCAACUCUGGAAUGGCAAUUUACUGCUCCACCAAAAUAUAUAACUCUUCACAUUAUCUACAUACUAGACAAAAGCAGCUGAUUGGAAUUGCAAAAUCGAAUCUAAUGUUGAAUUCCAUUCAAGAAUUUUUACAAGAAUUAACCUUAAUUGGAAAUGGAUAUGUUAUACUGGCAGAAUUGAAUGAUUUGGUUAUUGGAGCAUCAAUUAACUCAUCUUCAAGUGAAGGGAGAUCAAGGGUUUCGAUAUUUGAUUUAACUGACAAAGAUGCUGGUCAACUGAUGAAAGAUGUUCGCUCCCAAUAUGGUAAUUUAAAAGAAAUUCCUUCAUUCUUUCAGAUAUAUAGCCUGGGGGUUGGUUAUGAUAUUUCAAAAGUUGAUUACAAGUUUUUGAACGUGCACUGGAUUCUCUACAUGGUUGUCUUCAAGUCAGAUGUCGAAAAAACUACAAAUAUUAAUUCUGGCAUUUCUGUGGGAGUUGCUAUUGUAGUGAUAGUAUUUGGAGUGGUGUGUAGUUUUAUCAUUGGUCAUUUGGUAACAGACCCUCUUCGAUUCUUGGAAAAUCAAUUCUUGAAAAUCAAAACUUUUGACUUGAAGUCAUGUAAUUUCAAUUCUAGCAAAUUCAAAGAAGUGGAUAGUAUUUAUGAACAUUUAUUUGACAUGGUAACUUGGCUGAACGAAUUUAAAUCCUUUCUUCCAGAAAAUGUUUUUAAUCAAUUGAAGAAUUUCGAACAGGUUGAGUGGAAACCUUCCUUAUUCGAAAAGGAUCAACAAUCCAUCAAAGUUUCCUCAGAAAUUGGCACUUCCAAAAUGAUCAAGACCUCCACUUUACGAAACUCUACAACUUCCUCUCAAAAUAGUUCAAAAAUCACCACAGGAAGUUUAUUCAAAUUAGGUUUAAACUAUUCCAGAAUUAGCGUUGUAAACGUAAAAUUAUUUGGCUUCAACGAAGACACAUCAGCCCAUGAUCUUUCGAAUAUCUUUUCCAAAAUUGCUAACGGACUCUCAACUCUUUGCAAAACAAUGCAAGUUUCGGAUUUACACAUUUUUAGCAUGGACGAAUAUCAGCUCACUUUUGUCGAUGGAAAUAAGAAAUGUGAAUCAAGUGCAAUCGAAGCAAGUCUAAAGAUUUGCAAGAUUUUAGAUAAUAUUCAUGGUAAAUCUGAAAGAAAACUUUGUUAUUCGAUAGGAAUUUUUACAGAUAUGGCAUUUGUUGGAAAUGUAGGUAGCAAUUCGCUUCGUUCUUAUUCGAUUGUUGGGCCUAUAGUUCAGAACGCCAGAAAAUUGGCCACCUUUGGGCAAACUCUCGAUUGUAAAAUUUUGGUGGACAGUGGUUCAGUAUCUCCCAUUAUAAUCAAUCAAUACGUGUUGAGGCCAGUUGACCGACUGGAAAUGGAAAUUUUCAAUUCAAAAACGAAACAUUUAAUUUCAGUUCAUGAAAUUUUGAGAGAAAAUUCGAUUAAUCCUGACGAAUGGCUGUACGAAUUGGAACAAUCGAAUUGUAAUUCUCAAUUCAAAAGUUUACAAAAUGCUUUCGUUUCAAUAUUCGAAGUGGAAAGUGAAGAAGCAAACUUUUCAGAGAAAGUUAGAGAAAGUAGACGAAUCUUUCAAAGAUAUAUUGAUGAAAAUCCUUCAGAUACCCUAGUUGCCAAUAGAAUAAUCUAUGUUCUGAACUUUCUUUUAGAUUAUUCGAAAGAUUCGGAUAAUGCACUUUUUGAACUUUGCAAGAAUUAUAGAACUACCCUUCACUAUUCAAUCAACAGUCUUUCCUGUCUUAAUUGUGUUCCAGUCGAAAUCUCAAAUAUAAAUUUUAAAUGCUAA
Messenger RNA from Naegleria gruberi, 2256 nucleotides. RefSeq lists its product as uncharacterized. The record is from RefSeq and is a predicted model, not a curated record. NCBI's taxonomy places the organism in Eukaryota, Heterolobosea, Eutetramitea, Acrasida, Naegleriidae. The transcript has a single exon. The coding region runs from base 1 to 2256 and encodes 751 amino acids.